ACUUCGUGCUGGGCAAUGCCCAGGUGGCAGGGCUCUUCCCUGUUGUCUACUGCUCUGAUGGCUUCUGUGACCUUACGGGCUUCUCCCGGGCUGAGGUCAUGCAGCGGGGCUGUGCCUGCUCUUUCCUCUAUGGACCAGAUACCAGUGAGCUCGUCCGCCAACAGAUUCGAAAGGCCCUGGAUGAGCACAAGGAAUUCAAGGCUGAGCUGAUCCUAUACCGGAAAAGCGGGCUUCCUUUCUGGUGUCUUCUGGAUGUGAUACCCAUAAAGAAUGAGAAAGGGGAGGUGGCCCUCUUCCUGGUCUCUCACAAGGACAUCAGUGACACCAAGAACCGAGGGGGCCCUGACAGCUGGAAGGAGACAGGUGGUGGCCGGCGCCGAUAUGGCCGGGCAGGAGCCAAAGGCUUUAAUGCCAACCGGCGGCGGAGCAGGGCUGUGCUCUACCACCUCUCUGGGCACUUACAGAAGCAGCCCAAGGGCAAGCACAAGCUCAAUAAGGGAGUAUUUGGGGAGAAGCCAAACUUGCCAGAAUACAAAGUUGCUGCCAUCCGGAAGUCACCUUUCAUCCUGCUGCACUGCGGGGCGCUAAGAGCCACCUGGGAUGGCUUCAUCCUGCUCGCCACACUCUAUGUGGCUGUCACUGUGCCCUACAGUGUGUGUGUGAGCACAGCCCGGGAGCCCAGUGCCGCUCGUGGCCCACCCAGUGUCUGUGACCUGGCCGUGGAGGUCCUCUUCAUCCUUGAUAUUGUGCUGAAUUUCCGCACCACAUUUGUGUCCAAGUCGGGCCAGGUGGUAUUUGCUCCAAAGUCUAUUUGCCUGCAUUAUGUCACCACCUGGUUCCUGCUGGAUGUCAUCGCAGCGCUGCCCUUUGACCUACUACACGCCUUCAAGGUCAAUGUGUACUUUGGGGCCCAUCUGUUGAAGACUGUGAGGCUGCUGCGCCUGUUGCGCCUGCUGCCACGCCUGGACCGGUACUCCCAGUACAGCGCUGUGGUACUGACCCUGCUCAUGGCUGUGUUCGCCCUGCUCGCCCACUGGGUGGCCUGCAUCUGGUUCUACAUCGGCCAGCAGGAGAUUGAGAGCAGUGAAUCCGAGCUGCCUGAGAUUGGCUGGCUGCAGGAGCUGGCCCGACGACUGGAGACCCCCUACUACCUGGUAGGCAAGAGACCAGUUGGAGAGAACAGCUCUGGCCAGAAUGACAACUGCAGCAGCAGCAGCAGCAGCAGCAGCAGUGAGGCUAAUGGGACUGGGCUGGAGCUCCUGGGCGGCCCGUCACUACGCAGUGCCUACAUCACUUCCCUUUACUUCGCACUCAGCAGCCUCACCAGCGUGGGCUUUGGCAAUGUGUCCGCCAACACGGACACUGAGAAGAUCUUCUCCAUCUGCACCAUGCUGAUUGGUGCCCUGAUGCACGCAGUGGUGUUUGGGAACGUCACGGCCAUCAUCCAGCGCAUGUACGCCCGCCGCUUUCUGUAUCACAGCCGCACUCGUGACCUGCGUGACUAUAUCCGUAUCCAUCGGAUCCCCAAGCCCCUCAAGCAGCGCAUGCUUGAGUACUUCCAGGCUACCUGGGCUGUGAACAAUGGCAUCGAUACCACUGAGCUGCUGCAGAGCCUCCCUGAUGAGCUUCGUGCAGACAUCGCCAUGCACCUGCACAAGGAGGUCUUGCAGCUGCCGCUGUUUGAGGCAGCCAGCCGAGGAUGCCUGAGGGCACUGUCCCUGGCCCUGCGGCCUGCCUUCUGCACACCUGGCGAAUACCUCAUCCACCAGGGUGACGCUCUUCAGGCCCUCUACUUCGUCUGCUCUGGCUCCAUGGAGGUGCUCAAGGGUGGCACUGUGCUCGCCAUCCUAGGGAAGGGCGAUCUGAUUGGCUGUGAGCUGCCCCGGCGGGAGCAGGUGGUAAAGGCCAAUGCCGAUGUGAAGGGGCUGACCUACUGCGUCCUGCAGUGCCUGCAGCUGGCUGGCCUGCACGAUAGUCUUGCACUGUACCCUGAAUUUGCCACACGCUUCAGCCGUGGUCUCCGAGGGGAGCUCAGCUACAACCUGGGUUCUGGGGGAGGCCCUGCAGAGGUAGAUACCAGCUCCUUGAGUGGUGACAACACCCUCAUGUCUACAUUGGAGGAGAAAGAGACAGAUGGGGAACAGGGCCCCACAGCCUCACCGGCCACAGCAGAUGAGCCCUCCAGCCCUCUGCUGUCCCCUGGCUGCACCUCCUCAUCCUCGGCUGCCAAACUGCUAUCCCCUCGUCAAACUGUGCCCCGGCCACGUCUAGGUGGCAGGGGGCGACCGAGCAGGGCAAGGGCUUUGAAGGCUGAGGCUGGUGCUUCUGCUCACCCACGGACUCUGGAGGGACUGCGGCUGCCCCCCAUGCCAUGGAAUGUGCCCCCAGACCUUAGCCCCAGGGUUGUAGAUGGCAUUGAGGAUGGUUGUGGCUCUGACCAGCACAAGUUCUCUUUCCGCGUGGGUCAAUCUGGCCUGGAAUGUAGCAGCAGCCCCUCCCCUGGACCAGAGAGUGGCCUGCUCACUGUCCCCCUUGGGCCCAGCGAGGCAAGGAAUACGGAUACACUGGACAAGCUGCGGCAGGCGGUGAUGGAGCUAUCUGAGCAGGUACUACAGAUGCGGGAGGGACUGCAGUCACUUCGCCAGGCUGUGCAGCUUGUCUUGGUACCCCAUGGGGAGGGCCCAUGCCCUAGGGCAUCAGGAGAGGGGCCUUGCAGAGGUACAGUCAGUGCCUCUGGGCUCCUGCAGCCUCUUCGUGUGGACACUGGGACAUCCUCCUACCUACAGCCCCCAGUUGGCUCUGUCUUAAGUGGAACCUGGCCCCACCCUCGUCCAGGGCCCCCUCCCCUCAUGGCACCCUGGCCCUGGGGGCCCCCAGCAUCUCAAAGCUCCCCCUGGCCUCGAGCCACAACUUUGUGGACCUCCACCUCAGACUCAGAGCCCCCUGGCUCAGGAGAACUCUGCUCUGAGCCUAGCACCCCAGCUUCUCCUCCUCCUGAGGAAGGGGCUGGGACUGGGCCCCCAGAGCCUGUGAGCCAGGCAGAGACUACCAGCACUGGAGAGCCCCCACCAGGAUCAGGGAGCAGGGCCUUGCCCUGGGACCCCCACAGCCUAGAGAUGGUGCUUAUUGGCUGUCACGGCCCUGGCACAGUCCAGUGGACCCAGGAAGAAGGGACGGGGGUUUGACUGCCAGCCCAAGGUCAGUGCUACAGACAUGCCAACCUCUGCUGCUCUGCCCAAUCUCAGGACUCCAUGCUGCCCGCUGGCUCAGGGCAGGGAACUAGAGACAUAAAGGGGAUUUGGCUCCCUGACUCUUAGGAGUGGGCUGGAGCCUCAAAAGCAAACCCCAGAGCUGAGAAUCUGCAGGUCCCUACUCCUGGAGCCCUUCUAUAGCCUGCUCUGUUGUUGACCUUGUCACCUUCUGCGGGCUGAGGGCAGAGGCCUGAGGACAAGGAGAGAUUCCGCCCUCUCUUGCAUGUGCCCCAUCUCUACCUGUCCUUACAUUUUUUAUAUUAAAAAAGCGUAAUAAAAAAAGAAACUACUUUGGAA
Messenger RNA from Marmota flaviventris (yellow-bellied marmot), 3548 nucleotides. RefSeq names its product potassium voltage-gated channel subfamily H member 3 (gene Kcnh3). Lineage: Eukaryota; Metazoa; Chordata; Mammalia; Rodentia; Sciuridae. The record is from RefSeq and is a predicted model, not a curated record. Gene Ontology annotation, molecular function: voltage-gated potassium channel activity. Gene Ontology annotation, cellular component: plasma membrane. Gene Ontology annotation, biological process: regulation of membrane potential; potassium ion transmembrane transport.